Messenger RNA from Klebsormidium nitens, 4062 nucleotides. The record is from the annotation of a GenBank genome assembly. NCBI's taxonomy places the organism in Eukaryota, Viridiplantae, Streptophyta, Klebsormidiophyceae, Klebsormidiales, Klebsormidiaceae.
CCCAGGAUUUCCUUGUGCAGCUUGGAGGGCGGCAUACGUGUGAGAAUGGCGGCUGUGCCAAAUGUGGUGAAGUGGCAAUCUUUGCGGAUCCUCUGAUUUGGAGAACAAUCCUGCGCGGCGGCCGACAUUGACUAGGGAGGACGGAUAAACAUGCAGCUUACGGUGGUUGCGUAGCCAGGGCUAGAGGCUUCUCCUUCCCUGUGGCAUUGGACACAAAAGGCGGGCCGGCAAUGGGGGAUGCAGGCGGUCUGGUACAGAGAUGCAGUAUGUCUUGAGGGUGAUGUGGUAGGAGCGGUUGCAAGCCCGAGUUGUAAUCGGGGGUCGCGACUGUGUCUGUUCCGAGCGAGAACCACCAGGAAGGCAAGUGGAUCCUGCAUCUGGAGACUUGCGAAAAACAGUUAUCAUCACAAAAGAGCUCCCCGCCAGCUAUCCUCACCACCCCAAGCCUUCGCCUCUCAAGAACAACCCCCCAGAAUGGAGAACCUGACGCUCGAUCCUGAUCUGCCAAUAUCAUCCACCCCGCGCAACCCGAAAAAGGCCCUCAAGCGCCCGCGCGACGACAUGCGCGACAGCACCGCUGACGUCAGUGGCAGCGUCAUGCCAGUGCCAAUGGUCCUCGAUGGGGAGGUGGACGGCACGACGGGAUCGUCCGAUGGAGAUUCGGGACAGUCCGAUCCGUCCGAGAGCUUUGAGCAGGUCUGCGAUCGCCACGUAAGGCGGUUCCUGAGAGCGAAUUCUGGGAAGGGCAAACCGAGCACGCAGCAGGGACUGGAGCAUGGGGACAGGACUCCUAGCGGUGGGGUGUUCGUUGCUGGUGUGCCCCGCAUGUUCGGCGGAGGCAACUGCUUCGGACGGAACGACUCUAUCGGCUCCAAAUCGGACGUCUUGUCGCAGCAAGACCCGUCCGAAGUCCUCCCCGACCUGCCUACGGACGACCCAUACCCCUCCAGCGCCGGUCAGCCUAACCCCGUUCAACCAACGCCCAAUCCGUCAAACCUUGAUCAGUUAACCGGUGGUCAACCACUCGUUGGUCAGCCUAUUGCUGGUCAGCCGUUCCCAAACCCCGACCUGCCAAGUUCGGAUGAAUCAAAUUCCGGUCUGCUUAACCCGGAUCAGCCCGCCUUUGAUCAGCCAAGCACCGGUCAGCCUUCCUCAGGCCAGCCAAACCAAGGUCCGCCAAACCCGAAUCCGUCUAACCCGGAUCAGCCGACCGAGCGGCCGACAAACGCACCGGUUCCAUCUCCGCUUCAGAGGAGUACCGCGGACCCCAUUCCGUCCCAGGGGGGUGCCGACAACCCCCCGCGCUGCCUUAACCUCCGGGGGGGGAGCGCCGAACUUGAAUUGUCCAACGUCGCGCUGACGUUUGCCCUGGGAGCCCCGGAGUCCAAUGACCGCCAGCCACGUGGCUUCGAGCCAUUGGACCUCCCGAGCAGCAGCACGCACGGGCAGGCGGUUAUGGACGAGCCAAAGGAUAACGAAGAAGAGUCACCGCCGAGCCGGGCGCGCGAAAACUUCGGUUUCCUCCGCCACCCGGAAGCGCUCCUCAGCCGCGAGCCGGGCCCGUCGACGCCCCGUGGGGGGGACCCGGGGGCGUCGACCUCCGGGGGGGUUGUCCCGGGCGCGGAACCGCCGCCUCCGACCGUGGAACAAAGCCCCCCGAGCCCGGACACGAGUUUCGACCAGCGCGUGGAGUACCUGUCGCAGCAGUUCAUCGACCCGCCGUCCAAUCCCGGAAGCUCCUCGCACUCUGCGGCGUCGAGUUUCGACUCGAAACGCACGGCGUCGAGCGGGGGAUCCCCCGAGGACUUCCGGGAAACGUCGGCGGUGCCCCGGGGGGGCGAACCGGUCCCGUGGCGGGAGUUGUUCGCCCUUCUGCCAGAGGCCCGCGGGGGGGGGCCGAGAGACACCGUCAUGUCUGAUCCCAACCGGCCCGGACAACCGAGCAGUUCUGGGCAACCGGGGAGUUCUUCGCAACCGGCGGCCGGCCGCCAACGGAGCGCCUCCGCCGAGCAGUCGCCCGCGUCUUCCGGCGACAACUCCCGCCCGCGAAUUUCGAUCACGCUCUCCCCGGGGUGCUCCCCCGACCGCAGCAUUGUCCUUCCGGGGCUCCCAGACGACCUCGCCAUGCUGUGCGUCGCGCGAGUGCCGCGGCGGGUCCUGGCGCAAGUCAAGUGCGUCAGCAAGGCGUGGGCGAUGCUGAUUCGUUCCGAGGAGCUGUACAAGAUCCGGGGGGACAACGCUCUGUCAGAGCCCUGGCUCUACGCGCUCUGCGAGUCCCCCCGCUGGGGACCUUGGCGUGUCUACGACCCUGUCAAUCGGAGAUGGCACUUCCUGCGCAGUCCCCUUCCCGGUGCGGACCGCCAACUGGUCCACGCGAAGUUCUCCACGAUUGCGCUGCACGAAAAGAUGCUGGUGGUGGGCGGUUGCUACUUCCGCAGCUCGGGGGAUCCCUCCGACGGAACGAUGCUCGAAAUGGAUCAGCACGCGUUGCGCGAUCUGCGGGUCUACGACCCGGUCAAGAACCGGUGGUCGUGGGCGGGCGACAUGAAUAUCGCGCGGCGCUCGUUUGCGAUUGGCGAGAUCGACGGGAAGGUGUAUGUCGCGGGGGGGCUGGGGCAGAACGGGGAGCUGCUAAACAGCGCGGAGGUCUACGACCCGAGCACCAACCGGUGGACGAUGCUGCCCAGCAUGAGCGUCGCCCGGUAUGGCUGCGCCGGGGCGGUCCUGCAUGGGAAGCUCUGGACUUACGCCGGGAGAAUACACGCCGGGGACGAGAACCCGGGGGGCUGGAGGGCCAGCUCGUCUGCUGAGGUUUUUGACCCGGAGACUGCCACGUGGCGCACCGUGGACGAGAUGUGGAUGCGGAAGGACCUGCCCAACCCGGCCGCGGUCCUCGACGAAAUGCUGUACACGGUCGACUGCGAAGAUGACUGCAAGAUCAAGUGCUACCGCGAGGCGACCAACUCCUGGUUCGUCGUCGACCAGCUGCCUCUCCCGGCGGAGAUCAAGCACGCGGGCUCGCGUUUGGUCGCCUUCAAUGGGGAACUUUACAUGCUCGGGGGGACCAUUUUCUACCGGGACGGCGACCUGAACCGGGGCCGGAAUGUAAACACGGUGGAGGUUUUCAACCCGGGGGCGUUGGCGCGCGGGGAAAACGCGUGGCGGUCCGCACCCAACAUGGGCGACGGGCGGGGGGGGAUCUGGGGCUGCGCGGUGCUCAGUCUCUAGUACCCCCCGAAAAGGGGAAGUGGGGGGUGGGGGUGUCCGGGGUUGCGCCGUUGCCCCUGUGAAGCCCCCCCGGAAUAAAGGGACGCGGCGUUUUGAUUAUUGUGGUGUUGGUGCGGAAUGCAGUAGGAGGACUAAAGGGUGGCGCGGAAGGGCUCCGUGAAAGAAGCGGGCGGAAGAGUUGGGCGGAAAGACGGUGGCGGACCCGGAAACCGGCGGAACGAGGGUGAUUGUCGCUCCUGCACAGUCAAAUGCAUUGCAUGCGCGCGGCCUGCGGAUCUCCGGCGUCUAGCGAAAAAGGUUUAUUUCUGUGGAAUUUUAAGCGCACGCGAACGAGAGAUUUUAUUCACUGAGCUGGCUCGCACGGCGGAUAGCGGAAACGCAAGCGUCAGGCUACCGGACGAUGCUUGGUCUCCCUGCAUUAGGACAGGUGGAUUCUUAAAGACAGUCAUGCAGAUCGCUUCAAAUCGACUCUCCGAAGUUGAGCCUGAGGCGGAUUUUACGGUAAACAUUCUAGAAUUUUCUUCGUUACUCGGUCAGGAUUGCUUUGGCUUUAGCCGUGCGUACAAGCAACGAGCUGAUUGGUUGUAAGUGUAGGUGGCGCGAGUUGCAAGUCUUUGACAGAACUCCGAGAUAGUAGGCAUGUACCGUAGAUUGAUAAACGGGACAGAAAGAUCAUAGCCAGUAAGGCAAGAUACGUUUUGCACAGGGAAGCCAGAUUCUUAACAGCGCUAGGCACGCUUGUGAACAUUGCACCGCAUGGAACUCUUCACUACAUUCAUCUCUUUAAACCGGAAAAGGUGCUUCUAAGGAAGGAUACUAUGAUACUUCUCGCAG